Priceomyces carsonii is the source of this 726-nucleotide messenger RNA. Its product is annotated as ribosylnicotinamide kinase. Gene Ontology annotation, cellular component: cytoplasm. The record is from RefSeq and is a predicted model, not a curated record. The transcript has a single exon. Lineage: Eukaryota; Fungi; Ascomycota; Pichiomycetes; Serinales; Debaryomycetaceae. Gene Ontology annotation, molecular function: ATP binding; kinase activity. The coding region runs from base 1 to 726 and encodes 241 amino acids.
AUGGUUCUUAAAGCCUACAAGCAAAUUCUCUUGGUUGCUCUUGGAGGGCCCUCGUCAUCAGGAAAGACUACAUGUGCAAAGGCGUUAUAUGAAUUGCUACCGAGAUCAAUAAUAGUGCACGAGGAUGACUUUUACUUUCCAGAUGACAAGAUUCCUGUCGACCAUGAGAAGAAUAUAAAGAAUUGGGAUUGCCCAGGAGCAAUUGAUUUUGAGAAAUUCGUCAGAUACAUUACUGAUAUCAAGAAGAGCCAGAAAUUCGACAACAAGAUAGAAUCGUUAGAGAUUGACUCUGAACUCAAGCUAAGUAAGGAAGAAAGUAAAAUUAUAGAUGAUCAAAUAAAGGAAAUUCCUGGGAUUGAGGAUACAGUAGUUGUAUUGGUCGACGGUUUUAUGCUCUAUCAUGAUCCCUCUAUAUGCAAGCUAUUUGAUGUCAAACUAUUCUUUUAUGGUAGUUUUGAAACACUUAAAAGACGGAGAGAAUCAAGGCAAGGCUAUAACACUGUGGCAGGCUUCUGGGUUGAUCCACCAAACUACUUUACUGAUAUCGUAUGGCCAGAAUUUGUGAAGAACCAUAAGUACCUAUUCGAAAAUGAAGAUGUAAAUUGCGAUUUAAAUGACUAUGCAAGGACUGAUCUUACUAUAUGUAGCUACAAGAAUGAUGUUGGAACAAGUCUCCGCGAUCUUGUGGAGUGGUCGUUACAGCAAAUAACUCAUCAUAUCGUUUAA